AUUCGCAGUCUGGCUUUCACAACGAGAGCAUGGAUGAUAUCGAGGAACGGCUGCGCAGCCAUGCGCAGGCAUUCGACGGUCUGCUUUCCUUGAUCCCCGCCAAAUACUAUUACGGCGAUGACAAUAGCGAUCAAUGGCAACGGAAAAAACAGACCAAAGAGCAAGCCCGCGAGGCUAAGCGUGCAAAGUUGGACCCCGAAUCCGGCAAGACCGCCAAAGACGUGAUGGAUGAGAAUGCUCGCAAGCGCAAGCGUGAGGAUGGGACCCUCGAGUCUGAUUCGUCCGAUGAAGAGCUCGGCUCUGAAAAUCCUAGAGAGGGACUGAACCGAGGCGAUAAGACCAAGAAGCAAAAGCAGCAAGAAAAGUCGGAGGCCGCUUCCAAAAACAAGUCAGAGGACGCAGAGGCUCGCAAGAAAUUGAAGGAGGAGAAGAAGGAGAAGAAGAAGGCCGCCCAAAAGGAAAAGAAGAAGGCAAAAGACAGUGCCAGGAAAGAGAAGGUUCAAAAUGAGAAGCAGACGGAGACGGCCACCGAGACUUCCGAGCAGCCAACUCCCAAGGCGAACGGCACUGCUGCUGAACCCGAAGACUCAGACGACGAGGACGACGACGAUGUCGAAGGCGUUCCCGAGGCAGGAUUUUCUAUCGAGUUUAACGACCAGCCCGAAGACCCCUCAUCCGCCUCAUCUGCUCGCAAUUCUCCCGGCUUUGAUGCCUCGAAUCCUCAGUCGGGCAGCUCCUCCACAUCCUCCAUUGUUCCCCCCUCCGCCACCGAUGCCAAGUCCACCGAGCCUAAGGCUCUUAAGCCCACGCCAGAAGAUCUCAAGCAGCGCUUGCAAAAGCGCCUGGACGAACUUCGGGCGAAACGUCAAGCGGAUGGACUCAACGGCAAGCCUGCACGUAACCGCCAAGAGUUGAUCGAAGCCCGUCGGCAAAAAGCCGAGCAACGGAAAGCACACAAAAAGGAGCUGCGCCAAAAGGUCAAGGAGGAUGAACAGCGCGAAAAGGAUGAAGCCAUGACCCGCCGUUUCUCUCCCGGUGGCUCGGGAUCCCUCCUGGCGUCUCCUCGCUCCCCUGCCGAGUCGGUUGGUUCUUCCAGCAACAACUUCUCCUUCGGUCGUGUUGUCUUUGCCGAUGGCCAGCACGCUGAUGCUACCCUGUCAAACAUCCGCGAUCAGCCGCAGAAGCACGGUGCCACAGAUGCCGCUGCCCAGCUCAAGGCCGCCGAGGCCAAGAAGGCCCGUCUCGCUGAGAUGGACCCGGAGAAGCGCGCUGAGCUCGAAGAAAAGGACCGCUGGCUCAAUGCCAAGAAGCGUGCUCACGGUGAACGCGUGCGCGACGACACCUCUCUCCUCAAAAAGGCCCUCAAGCGCAAGGAAACCGCAAAGAAGAAGUCCGAACGUGAGUGGAAAGACCGUCUUGACACUGUCUCUCGUAUGAAGGACAAGCAGCAAAGCAAGCGUGAAGAGAACCUUCGCAAGCGCCGUGACGAGAAGGGCAACAAGGGUGGUAAGAGCAAGAAGCCUGCCGGCGGUGGCAAGAAGAAGGCCAGACCCGGCUUUGAGGGCAGCUUCAAGGCCAAGACUGGCGGCAAGAAGAAAUAA
This is a messenger RNA of Penicillium cinerascens, 1601 nucleotides long. Its product is annotated as putative 60S ribosome biogenesis protein Rrp14. The record is from RefSeq and is a predicted model, not a curated record. Gene Ontology annotation, molecular function: DNA binding; RNA binding. Gene Ontology annotation, biological process: ribosomal large subunit biogenesis; ribosomal small subunit biogenesis. Gene Ontology annotation, cellular component: nucleolus. Bases 30 to 1601 code for a protein of 523 amino acids. The transcript is spliced from 3 exons. Lineage: Eukaryota; Fungi; Ascomycota; Eurotiomycetes; Eurotiales; Aspergillaceae.